ACCCAGUUCUUACAUACUUUCCCUUCUUCCAAUCUAAUCGUUCUGUUAUGUUGUUUUGCUUUGGCAUUGUGACGUGCCAGUUGACAGUGACUGCCUGAAUGGUGAAAGGCCUUUAACCUUUGUCAAUUGAAAUAAACCAUCGGGCCUGAUAAGUUUGGAUAAUUAGUCAACUGGUUUCGUUUAAUCUUGCUGUGGUUAGUUUAAUAACGUUGAAGGAUGAUUAAUACAGGAAAGUUGGCUGGUCGCACUAUCUUCAUCUCGGGUGCAAGUCGAGGCAUCGGCAAAGCAAUUGCGCUCAAGGCUGCACGAGAUGGAGCCAACGUUGUCAUCGCUGCCAAAACAGCUGAGCCACAUCCCAAGCUGCCUGGUACCAUUUACACUGCAGCCAAGGAGGUGGAGGAAGCAGGGGGCCAAGCACUACCAUGUGUAGUGGACAUCCGAGAGGAGAGUCAAGUAGCAGCAGCAGUAAACCAGGCGGUGGAGCGGUUUGGAGGUAUCGACAUUCUUGUUAACAACGCCAGUGCUAUUAGCCUGACUGGCACCACUGAUACCGACAUGAAGCGAUAUGACCUCAUGCAGAACAUCAAUACUCGUGGCACCUUCCUCGUAUCUAAGAUGUGUAUUCCUCACUUGAAAAAGAGUUCAAACCCACACAUUCUGAAUUUGAGUCCACCUCUGAACUUGGCACCCCACUGGUUCCAGAACCACGUGGCUUACACCAUCGCAAAGUACGGGAUGUCUAUGUGUGUUCUCGGCAUGGCAGAGGAGUUUCGGAGAGACGGCAUUGCUGUCAAUGCUCUCUGGCCAAAAACUGCCAUUCUGACUGCGGCAAUAGAGAUGUUGACGGGCAAGGGAUCAGCACGACAUUCACGCAAGCCUGAGAUUGUUGCGGAUGCUGCCUACGCCAUUCUCUGCAAGGAUGCCAAGAAUUUCACCGGACAGUUUGUCAUCGAUGAAGAUAUCCUGAGGGCAGAAGGAGUUAGUCAGGUUCAGAUUGACCAAUAUGCCUGUGAACCUUCAAACAAGGAGAACCUGAUGCCAGAUUUCUUCUUGGAUGUAAACCCGGACACAAUCAUUUCAAAUCACAAUGUGAAAGUCGACAAACCCAAGCCCAAAGUAGAAGUGAAGGAAGAGAAACCACCAACUGACGUAGAACACAUCUUCUCUGCAAUACAGGCUAACCUCAAUGAGGAGCUGGUGCAGAAGGUGCAAGCCAUGUACCAAUUCAACGUAACAGGGCCGGAGGAAAGGACUUGGUUCUUGGAUCUCAAGAAUGGUCUCGGUUCCUGCGGCAAAGGCAAGGCUCCGUCUACACCUGACGCCACUCUUGCAAUGUCUGAUGUCAACUUCUACAAACUAUUCUCAGGAAAUUUGAAACCAGCUGCUGCGUUUAUGACUGGAAAAUUGAAGAUACAUGGAGACCUGAAGAAAGCUAUGAAACUAGAGAAACUCAUGGGUUCACUCAAGACAAAGCUGUGAUUCUCGAGUUGUAAGAGUUAAAGAUGUGAUUCUCCACAGCAAAGCUCAAACACACUCAUCAUCUCAGCAUCUCUCCCACACAGGAAAAUUAAAUGUCAAAUAUGAUGAAACAUUUCUACAGAAAAUAUAAACAAUUUUAAUCUAUUACAUGUUAAAUAAGUAAUUAAUCAUCAAAAAAGACAUGUCAUUUUAAGAUAAAUGUUAUUCUUUGCAGCUUAAAGUGGCUUUCAUAACAUAAAACUUAUGUUGUAUUUUCAUAUAUUGGGAGAGUUAAUUAGAAUAUAUUUUUAUUAGUAUUUUGACUGCUAUUACAUUUAAUUUAGUAAUUUACGGAUGGUUUGAUAAGUAACUUAGUUAUAAAUUAAAGAAAAACUUUAGUUUGUCAAGUUUUAACUAAUUUCUUAGGUAUAGUUUCCUUGAAGUUCAAGUGCAGCCCAAAGUAUUCUUUACCGUCUCAAUAUUUUCACAGAGAUGAAUUUUGAAAAAUCCUUUCAAAUACUUCUUUACUUUUUGUAUGGCAUAUUCAUUUCACUAACAUGUCCACCAUGCUAGAAAAGUUGUACGUUUCAAAGAAUAUUGUGCAGAAUUAUAUAAACCUCAGUUGAAACGCUUGUGGUCUCUAAUUACUACUACACUUUUACUUGUCAGUCAACUCAAUCCAGGUUAGGAAUUUAUUGAAGGUUUCAUCUGUCACAGCAUUGAUAUGGCACGUCUUUGAUGCUUUUUUCCCAUGCUUUAAAUUGAUUCACCCAAAGCAAGAACAGUUUUGUAGGAAAGAAAUUAGUGACACAGAAACACUUUGCCAAAUAACCAGUUACUUUCAUAAUGCUCGAUAUUCAUAUAAAAUUACUGCAUGUAAUUCACAUACUGCUAGUGCUAUUUGGUAUCAUGCAAAUGAAGCUAUUUAUCAAACCAACCUCAUAAAUAUAAUGUAUUUGUUGUUAUUUAAUUCACAAAAAUAAAUUCAUCUGUUUAUUUCCUAUUAAUGUAUAAUGUUAAAGGGUACUAACAAUGAGGUAUAAACAUUAAGACUGAAUAAUUCACACCAGCCUUUUAUCUUUGAUACAUGAAUUUACAAUACAGAUGUAAUGAAUUUAUCUGUAUUUUAAGUCAUAUGUAGUAUAUUUAUUGUUUAUUAUUAGGAUUUCAUAUCUUACAUUAAUAUUUUAAUUGAAGCAAUGUUUUAUUGAUAUCUGGUCAAUUUUCAUAUACGUGUAUGUAUGUAAUAGGUUUAUAGGUACAGUGAGUCAUUGUUAGAGAGUUAUUUUGUAAACAUUUUGUAUAAUUGUUGAAUAGAUCUGUUUUGAUUAGA
Messenger RNA from Homalodisca vitripennis (glassy-winged sharpshooter), 2791 nucleotides. It is a transcript of the gene Hsdl2, whose product is annotated as hydroxysteroid dehydrogenase-like protein 2. The coding region runs from base 217 to 1479 and encodes 420 amino acids. NCBI's taxonomy places the organism in Eukaryota, Metazoa, Arthropoda, Insecta, Hemiptera, Cicadellidae. The transcript is spliced from 8 exons. Gene Ontology annotation, cellular component: mitochondrion. The record is from RefSeq and is a predicted model, not a curated record.